GUUUCCGCCCUCCUCACUCGCCUCUCGCCUCCCAUGGCUCGCCCGCGCCGCCUCCUCUGACCCCGCCUCCUCCCCGGAGGGCGCCGCGGGGAUCUCGCCGGAGAUGGCGCCUCCCCCGCCCCCGCCCCCGCCUCCCCCCGCGGGGGAGCACCAGCCGCAGCUCCACGGGGUGGUCAUCAUCACGCUCCCGCCCCCGGACCAGCCCUCCAAGGGCAAGACCAUCACGGCCUUCACCUACAGCGACGGCCCCGGCGCGCCGCCCCCGCCGCAGGAGCCGGCGAUGGGGUACCCGGUGGCGCCGGGGGGCAGGAGGCGGUCCAGGCGGGCGCUCUCGCCCCGGCGGGUCGCCGCGAUGGCGCUCGUGCUCGGCGCGCUCGCGGUGGCGGCCUACUACUGCUUCUACUCGGACGUGGCCGUGCAGUUCCUGGGCAUGGAGCAGGAGGAGGCGCACAAGGAGCGGAACGAGACCAGGUCCUUCCUGCUCAAGCUCUACCCCAAGGCGCGCCAGGGCCGCGCGCUGCGGGAGUUCGGGGACGUCAAGCUCGCCUCCAAGAGGGUCGACGACGGCGGGAGGAAGGGGGCGAACAAGAUGGAGGUCGGGAAGGCGGGGACCAACUCCACGGCUUUGCUCCCGAUCAAGGGCAAUGUCUUCCCCGAUGGCCAGUAUUAUACAUCUAUCUUUGUCGGCAAUCCGCCAAGACCGUACUUUCUUGAUGUUGACACUGGAAGUGACUUGACAUGGAUCCAGUGUGAUGCACCAUGUACAAACUGCGCAAAAGGACCUCAUCCUUUAUACAAGCCAACAAAAGAAAAGAUAGUCCCUCCCAGGGAUUCGUUAUGCCAAGAGUUGCAAGGAGAGCAGAACUACUGUGAGACCUGCAAGCAAUGUGACUAUGAAAUUGAAUAUGCAGACCAAAGCUCUUCAAUGGGUGUCCUUGCAAGGGAUGAUAUGCAUCUGGUCGCAACCAAUGGUGGAAGGGAAAAGCUCGAUUUUGUCUUUGGGUGUGCAUAUGAUCAGCAAGGCCAGCUACUGUCUUCACCAGCGAAGACUGAUGGGAUCCUUGGACUUAGCAGCGCAGCGAUAAGCCUUCCCAGUCAGCUAGCUAGCCAUGGGAUUAUUUCCAACAUUUUUGGUCAUUGUAUCACUAGAGAGCAAGGUGGUGGAGGUUAUAUGUUUCUGGGUGAUGAUUAUGCACCUAGAUGGGGAAUGACAUGGACUUCUAUUCGAAGUGGCCCAGAUAACUUAUAUCACACAGAGGCCACCAAUGUAAAAUAUGGAGAUCAGCAGCUCAGUGUGCGUGAGAAGGCAGGAAACUCAGUUCAAGUGAUUUUUGACAGUGGUAGCUCGUACACAUACCUCCCAAAUGAAAUAUAUGAAAAUCUCAUUGCAGCUAUCAAAUAUUCCUCCCCGGGUUUUGUCCAAGAUAACUCGGAUCGGACAUUGCCCUUAUGCUGGAAAGCUGAUUUUCCUGUGAGGUAUCUGGAAGAUGUCAAGCAGUUCUUCAAGCCCUUGAGCCUUCAUUUUGGGAAAAAAUGGCUUUUCAUGUCUAAAACAUUCACUAUUUCUCCCGAGGAUUUCUUGAUCAUCAGUGAUAAAGGAAAUGUCUGUUUGGGGCUUCUCAAUGGAACAGAAAUCAAUCACGGUUCAACUAUAAUAGUCGGAGAUGUUUCACUGCGUGGGAAGUUAGUUGUGUAUGACAAUGAACGGAGGCAGAUUGGCUGGGCAAAUUCAGACUGCACCAAGCCACAAACACAAAAGGGCUUUCCCUUCUUCCUCUGAUGGGCAUGGCUCGGCUCAGAAUAAAUUUGUCUGAAGUGUAGUGGACACCAUUAGCAGCUGCCGUUAUGUAUACUAUAUCCUCCAGGGAGUUGUCACUAGUCCCACCGUAUGUUGUUGUAAUACUUGUGUAUAAUAUGUAUACUGUGUGUAUUGUAUAUAUGUACUGUCUCCUCUACAGGGGAAUUUGAUAGGCAAGUUACAUUAUGAACAUUUACUACCUAAAGUGGUUAGUGUACACAUCUGGUUAUCCGUC
Panicum virgatum (switchgrass) is the source of this 2033-nucleotide messenger RNA. RefSeq names its product aspartyl protease APCB1-like. Gene Ontology annotation, molecular function: aspartic-type endopeptidase activity. Bases 104 to 1780 code for a protein of 558 amino acids. Lineage: Eukaryota; Viridiplantae; Streptophyta; Magnoliopsida; Poales; Poaceae. The transcript has 9 exons. The record is from RefSeq and is a predicted model, not a curated record. Gene Ontology annotation, biological process: proteolysis.